Messenger RNA from Penicillium cinerascens, 1059 nucleotides. RefSeq lists its product as uncharacterized. The record is from RefSeq and is a predicted model, not a curated record. The transcript has 2 exons. NCBI's taxonomy places the organism in Eukaryota, Fungi, Ascomycota, Eurotiomycetes, Eurotiales, Aspergillaceae. Bases 1 to 1059 code for a protein of 352 amino acids.
AUGACUGUCGCUGAUAACGUGCCGGCGCCUCGCCGAUUGCUGCUGGUCAGCGUGCCUCGCACAGCCUCGAACCUAUUCCUGAAAAUCCUCAAUAUUCAAAACCAGCCCAACCUGCUCACCAGCCAGAAGGGCGGGUAUUUCUUCUAUCCCGCAUUUAUGAAGGUUACGCACGAGGGGUAUCUUGCCAAGCGCCCAGAAGACUGGUCUGAUGCCGAUAUUGAAGCCGUUCAGGGCGCCUUCCAGUCAUGCACUGAUGAUCUCGAGGAGCACGGCGCGCGAGCGCGCGAGGAGGGCAAGAUGCUCUUCACGAAGGAACAUGCGUUCUGGUUCGCGAGCCCCGCAAUUGAUCAGAGUGCUAUCGCCGGCCGUGAUGCCCUCGAAUUGUCCAAGAAGCUCCGUAUCUCCACCCCCGCAUACGGCUCCGACCAGAGCUUCUCCCCGUCCAACAAGACCAUCCUGUCAGACGAAUAUCUGCGCAGCUGGCAGAUGGCUUUUAUUAUCCGUCACCCGGCGCUUGCAUGGCCGUCAAUGUACCGUGCAAUGAAGAAGAUUGCCGCCGAGGGCUUCAUCGACGAGGACGGUCUCCAGGGGGCGUCAAGGACCAACAUGGAUCUGCGCUAUAGCAGGAUGCUCUAUGACUGGUGCCUGGAGCAGCCAGAUGUGCCGACCCCGCCCCCGGUUAUUGAUGCUCAUGACCUCAUUACAACUCCCCAGGUGGUCCUCAAGUUCUGCGAGCAGACAGGGCUCGAUAAGAGCGUGGUGCAGUUCGAGUGGGAUCAGAAUGAUGCUACGAAGUCCAAGAAUUUGGCCCCGGCCGACCCUAAUGCCAAUACCGCAGAGCAUGAUCGACAAAAACGAUCUGCUUCCAUCAUGCUUUCCUCUCUCUUGGGAUCCAAGGGCGUUAUUAAGGAUAAGGCGCCCGCGAACCUGGAUAUUGCCGCCGAGGCAGCGAAGUGGAAGGUUGAGUUUGGAGAGGAGGCCGCACAGAUGCUUGAAAAGGCUGUCUGGGAUUCCAUGCCCGAUUACGAAUACCUCAAGUCAAAGCGAAUCACUGCUUAA